This is a messenger RNA of Scophthalmus maximus (turbot), 9327 nucleotides long. RefSeq names its product WIZ zinc finger b (gene wizb). NCBI's taxonomy places the organism in Eukaryota, Metazoa, Chordata, Actinopteri, Pleuronectiformes, Scophthalmidae. The transcript is spliced from 17 exons. The coding region runs from base 547 to 6810 and encodes 2087 amino acids. Gene Ontology annotation, biological process: regulation of transcription by RNA polymerase II. The record is from RefSeq and is a predicted model, not a curated record. Gene Ontology annotation, cellular component: nucleus. Gene Ontology annotation, molecular function: RNA polymerase II cis-regulatory region sequence-specific DNA binding; DNA-binding transcription factor activity, RNA polymerase II-specific.
AAAAAAAAUAAAUUUAAAAAAACAUACAUGAGCACAUGCCGUAUUACAAAUAAGGAUUUUAGUCGUGUUCAUUUGGAGAAAGAAAAUAAGCACUAGUAAAAGUUCAAGUGGAUCAACUCGGGGCCCCCCGGUGGGUUCACCUCCAAACUCUCGCCGUCGCCCUCCCCGUCGACGUUACGCACACGCAGCCGUGGCGUGCCUGCGAGCCGAAUAACAUGGAGUCGUCCGCCUGGCAUCUCCGAGGGAUCCGCGCGCGGCGCCCGAGCAGCGACUAGGAGAGCAAGUUGCCCCCUCCCCCCCCCCGCCAUGGGAGCGGAGGAAUCCCCCCGCCAGCGUCGCCUCUGGGGCGUGAAAAGCUCCAGCUCCGUCCCGACGAGCAUGACGACCGCCGCCUGAGCAGCCAGCCAGCCCUGUCCUCCACCACCACCGCCCCCCACCCCCCCUGCGAUCCGCACAACCAGGCCGAUCACAAAGAAGAGGAGGCUGCACGAUGUAGGCAGGCUGGUCACCAGUGGGACUCCAUCCUGUUCUCUGGGGGGGGGGACCAUGGAGCCGGAGGGGCCGCUAACCCCAGGGACCAGUUAUGGGCCCCCGCCCUUCAACUCAGCACAAACCUUCCUCAGCUGCACCUUACAGUCCUCGUGCUCUCCGAAUGUGGGAGACGGGCUGAUGUCCGCCAAAUGCCCGUGGGGCCACGCUGACGGGGAUGAGGCCUCGGCGCAGGCCGAGGGCACGCAGCCCAGCGCACACCCGGGGAGGAACGCACAGAGGAGAUUCAGGUCCUCAGCCUUUCCCUCCUCCCUGAGCUGGGACUCCGACUCCGAGCGGGAAACGCAAGAUGAUGAGGAGGAGCUACAGCACUUUUCUAACCCUCAUGGUCUGGCUGCUCACAGCCCAGGAUCCCCGUCGUCCCGACUCAGACUUGAUAGUGAAGAUGACCCAGAACCUGAAAAACUGCGGCACUUACAUAGUAAAAUGGAGGAGGGGCGCGACGACGACAACGAGAGCACAAAGACAGAAGAGUCGACUACGGCUCAGCUUGGCCUGGCAGAAUUGGCAGACAACAAAGUCUGGAAUGUAUCUGAGGGAGCCGAGCUGUUUCUGUCCAAAAUGAAACCAAAGGGAGGUUGUUGCCAAAUGGAGGAAGAGGAGGAGGAGGAGGAGGAGGAGGAGGAGGAAGUGGUCAACCGUGAGGGAGGUGAGCGAGCGAAGAGGCCCAGGGGAAAGGAAACCAAGGAGUCUGAGAGAGAUGUGUACACCUUCCCGGGGGACUCGGACCCCGAGAGUCCCCCUCCUGCACCUUGGGCUCAUUGCACAUUCGUCCAGCGGUGCAGAAAGAAGAGGGUGCUGCUCAGGCCUUUCUCUGGACUUGGCACCUUGAAGCGCACAUUGCCUGAGUCGGGCCAUCAGGCGGGAAGAGUGAGUCUCCCGAAAUCCCCCUCCUCUGAGAUGGCACAGCUGGGUCAAGGUGGAGGGGUCUACGAUUUUGAGCAAGUCGGCUUCGGAGGGGGAGCGGAGGAGGAGCCGCUCAAGUUCCGACAGCGAGGAGCGAAAAGAGACGGGGAGGAAGAGGGCGGGGUCGAGCCAGCUGGAGAAAUCUUCACCUGUGUGGAAUGUAGCAUUUACUUCAAAAAGCAGGUGCACCUGCAGGAGCACAUGGUCGAGCACUGUCAGAGUGGUUCCGGGGGUGGCAGGCGUGGAGGAAAGGCCGGCCGCUUUCGGUGUACUGAGUGUGGAUGGAACCUGCCAAGUCGACUCGCGCUGGCAGACCACCACAAAAGCCACCAGGAGUCCCGUCUGAAGAUCCUGGAGGAGAUUGAGAAACUGAAUGAAAACGAGACUCAGAGACUGGACAGUAAGGUGGCGAAGGACGUGAGCUCAGAGUCAGUCGGUAUGCACGAUACAGCCCUGAUUCCCGGCAAAGCGUCAGACCCACAUGGAGUCACAUCUCCGCCUCUAUCCCCGGCCCCAGUUUCAACACAGGAAACCCACCCGGAUGCAGCUCUUCCGAAUUCUGUUCGAUCCCCAGCUCAUGCCCGAGCUGCCUCUGCCUACCGCCGCCGCUUCGUCUGCACCAAGUGUAACUUCAGCACAAGAACCUCCCAGGCACUGGCUAAUCACUCAAAGACCCACAACAGGAAAAGAAACGCUCCCCAGGCCGUCUCUCCGCCUCCCGGUUCACCGUCAUGUCUAACAUCUACUUGCCUGGCCUGCGGUCAUUGUGCCUUCCAGACCUCAAGUGAAACUGCACUGAGGGAACACCAGAAACUCGCUCACUCCGGACAGUUCUCCAUCAGUGGGGCGCCGGAUGAUGGGACCUGCCAGAGUUCAAAGUCUAAUGUGGUUGCUGGAAUUUCUAAACCCGCCCUUAAUUCCGACCCCCUCUCCGGGUCUGGAUCCCUGCCCGAUGAAGGGAUCCAGAGCCAAGGCCAACAGGGGCUCAGUGCGUCGGAGGACGGCACGGCACCAGACAGCGCCCCAGCAGCAAGUCGGGUGGUCUUCAAGUGUGUGGGGAACCGGAGAUUCAGCAGGAGAGGGAAGGCUUGGGCCGAUCUGGCUCAGUUUCCUCACAGACUGGACGACGACCCGCUCCCCGGGAGUGAAGAAGAAGGGGAACAGGAUGAGUAUCGCAGCACAGAGCUUGACAGCGAAGUGUCCGAACACGAGGCCAGCUCACCUGGCGGAGUGAGACGACGCAUGAGAGCGCGAUCCAGCACAGAUGACCUUGCAACACAGAAGAGUCCUACGUUGUCGCUCCCGCCUAAGAAGAGUGAGAAGGAUGAAGACAAGCAGGAAGUGGAGAGAGAUGGAAAGCUUUUAAUUCUGAGGAGGAGCACCCGGGUUACCUCUGCUCCCGCCGAAACCGACAGCGACGACGACGACGGCGGCGACAACGGCGGCAGUGACGAGGAGCGCGUGCGACGUUUCCUGUCAGAGGGCCUCUUGGAUGAAGAGAUUGAUGAGAUCGACGAGGACGACGAGGAGCUCCGGAGCGUGGAGAGGAAAUGCCCCUACUGCCCCGAUCGAUUUCACAAUGGCAUCGGGCUUGCCAAUCACGUGAGAGGCCACCUGAACCGAGUGGGUGUCAGCUACAAUGUGCGUCACUUCAUUUCCCCCGAGGAGGUCAAUGCGAUUGAGAGGAAGUUCUCCUAUCAGAAGAAGAAGAAGAAAGUCGCCAACUUUGACCCGGACACAUUCAGUGUGAUGCACUGCGAGUUCUGUAGCGCCGGCUUCGACACCCGCGCCGGCCUGUCCAGCCAUGCCCGGGCCCACCUGCGCGACUUUGGCAUCACCAACUGGGACGUCACCAUCUCGCCGAUCCACAUCCUGCGGGAGUUGUUCUCCAGCAGGCCCGACCUUGUCAUCCCGACGGCUCCCCCGCGUAGCCUCUGCUCUCCACAUGAGGAAGGGGAGGAGGACGAGGAGGAGGGGGAGGGGGAGGGAAUCGCUCGAGUAAAGCUCGAGGGGGAGACGAGCGAAAGGCCGCUGAGUGCUUCCAUUUCUGGUGCGGUGCCCUCGGCGUCUCCUCAACACUGGAGGAAGGAGGAGUUUGAUGGGGACGAGGAGGAAGCAGCCGAGGAGGACGACGAUGAGGAGCCGCAGCUCCCAGCUCCGGACGGCGUGAGCUCAAGCCCGGGGAGGACGCGGCCGUGCAGCGCGGAGAGGGACGGCCUCUCUCCCGAGGAGGACGCGGACACCAAGGACCGCAACUUGAAGUGCGAGGUGUGCGGAGCUCAGUUUGGGACCCGACGGGGACUGUCCAGCCACGCCCGCUCUCAUCUGCGCCAGCUGGGCAUCCGUGUCUCGGAGAGCAGCGGGGCGCCCAUCGACCUCCUCUACCAAAUUGCCAAGGAGCGCAGUGUGGACGGCCAAAUAGGCUCACCUCUUCCGGGGCCCCUUUCGGCCAAGAACCCCUCCGCUCCCGCCCCGCGGAGAGAUGAGGAUUUAGAAGACAUGGACUUGGACGAGAAACCGCUCCCGCUCUCCCUCCUGUCCAAAGCGGCGAAAGCGGCGCCGCCCUCGUCGUCCUCCACGCCCGCACCCUCUCCUGGUGCCUCCCCAGCUCCGCAUCUUUCGGGCUCCCCGUCCUCAGUCGUGAGGAAAGCCCCCAUCUCCUCCCUGCUGCCCGUGUCUUCCCCCUUGCGCUCGCCGGAGCACAAGGCCGGGGGAAUGAAAAGCUUGACCUCUAACUUCUCUGCCACAGUCACAACAACCAAACCCCUCUGGGCACCGCAGGAGAACGAUGCUCCUCUCAACCUCACACUGGAAGUGGACCCCAACAAGGACAUUGUUUGCCAGCUUUGCGGUGCCUGGUUCGAGACGCGGAAAGGCUUAUCGAGCCACGCACGGGCCCACCUGCGGCACUUUGGGGUGGAGUACUCCGAAUCCAAGGGCUCGCCCAUCGAUCUCCUGAACCAGCUCAUCGAUACCGACGACUUCAAGCACAAAGCCAAUGCGUUGCAGCUUGACGGCCACGCAGAUCCACGAGGCCUCACCGCCACACUCUCCUCUCCCAAGCAGUCCCUGCUGAGCCUCUCCUCCUCCCCCCCGUCCUCCCUCCUCUAUAAGGUGACCACGGCUGGAGGCGGGUCGACGUCCAAAGCUACCUCUUCCUCUGCCUCGCCUUUGCUCGGCCCGCCCGCCAAGCGUCUCAAGUCUUCUUCCAUGCAGCUCUUCCGCCUGAGCAGUGGUGAGCUAAUGGCCCUUCCACACAGUGAACCUCCAAAGGAAAUAGGCUGCGAGUUCUGCGGGGAGUAUUUUGAGAAUCGCAAAGGGCUCUCCAGCCACGCCCGCUCCCACCUGCGCCAGAUGGGCAUUACUGAGUGGUCCGUCAACGGUUCCCCGAUUGACACCCUGAGGGAGAUCAUCGCCAGACGGGGCCUGCCCUGCGCCCUUCCUCUAAAACCUCGCAAAACGCCGCCUCCGUCCUCUCCGGGACCCCCCCGUUCCCCUCUGUCAACCUCCUCCUCUCCUUCAGCCACUCUCCUCAGUCGCCUGCCCUUCGCCUUUGCCCGCCCCUCCAGUCCUCCGCAGCCCGCCGUGUCCAAAUCGAGCUCGGCGCCACCGACCUCUUCCAGCGGCCUAAUCCUCAAGAUGAAGCCUGAGCCGGUGCAGCUGGAGGUCACCACGCCUGGAGCCGUGGGGAGAUCUGGGAGCUUCUCCACUGAACCUCUCAGCUGUAGCUGGAGCAGCACUGACAAUGUGUUCCCCCUCAACUUGGCCAUGGCCCAUGAAGUGGAGCCAACGAGGGAUAUUCGCUGUGAGUUCUGCGGCGAAUACUUUGAAAACCGCAAAGGCCUUUCCAGCCACGCCCGCUCCCACCUGCGCCAGAUGGGCAUCACGGAAUGGUCCGUCAACGGCUCGCCCAUCGACACCCUGAGGGAGGUGAUGCACAAGAGAGGGGGCGGCGGCGGCGCCUCCUCGGACCAGGGAGUGAAGAAGGAGUCGAGCCAGGGGGCCAACAGCCCCCGAUGGGAGAACACCGGGGGCGCCGGCAGUUCAGACGGUUUGGGUUUUUCCGGCUACCAGUCGUCCAAAUUCCGUAAAUCUCCCCUCAGUUUGCUGCAGUCGGGGUCGAGACUCCACAAGCAGGGCCUGGGGUCCCUGGGCCCAUCUGCCUCCACACCUGCAGGGAAGUUUUUCCGGAUGUCGCCACUGGGGAAGAGGCCCCUGUCAGAGGAGGCCCAGUCGGUGGAGACUUCCAAAUCGCAUCAGCUUAAACCCUUCUCGCCCUUGCCACAUGAUUUCUCCUACAAGAGAAAGCCCUCCCCGGACAAGCAUGGACACCGGGACCCCAGCUGCGAGUUGUGCGGGUUCUACUUCGAGAACCGCAAGGCUCUGGCCAGCCACGCGCGAGCCCACCUGAGGCAGUUCGGCGUGACCGAGUGGUGCGUCAAUGGAUCCCCGAUCGAGACGCUCAGCGCGUGGAUGCGCAGCAGGCCACAGAAGGUUUUGGAGAUGCACCGUAGCUACAUGCAGGGGAACCGCUCUGCCCUCAAGAAGAAGGCCGCCUCCACCUCCUCGUCCUCCUCGCAGUGGUCGUCUUCUUUGGCCGUGAGCCUUCUGCGGCCAGCGAGCCGCGAGUUCGGCCAGGGCUCCUCCAGGAGCGCGGAGGGCGUUGAAACUCGCACCAGUCCACAGGCCUCUGCCAUCAGGCCCGGCCGCGGCAGCAGUCCCAGUCCCUCGCGGCUCGCCGGCGGCCUCCCACUUCAAGCACAGGUGGCGCGCAGUGAGCUGAACGUCCGCCUGCCCAGAGGUUUCGAGCGACGGCCCUUGAAGCACCCGUCAUGUCCAGACGGAAUGGAAAGAGACAGCGGCCCUCCCAAGCCCCCCCGCACAGGCACGGUCCCCGCUCUGGUGCCCAAACCACCUUCCUACCCGCUGGUCAAACUGGUGGGCAAGUUCUACACCCUGAAGUGCCGGUUCUGCGAGGUGGAGUUCCACGGCCCCUUGUCGGUGCAGGAGGACUGGAUCAGACACCUCCAGCAGCACAUCCUCAAGAUGAACUACAACAAGCCCGCCGCCCCCAAGGCGGCCCCCGCUGAACCCCCUGCCCCGUCUGAUGACCUGCCCCCGGUGCAGGCCUCCGCCCCGGCCUCCGCCUCUACCUCCAGUACCACCUCGACCGCACCUGCCCUCGCCCUCGCCCUCGCCCCCGCUCCGACCCGCACCACAGCACCCAACAGCCGCUCCUCAACACCUGCCGCUGAGUGUGCCCGCACCGCCACCGCCGCGGAGAUCGCCAAGGUCUCCGCGGAGCAGCCCACCCUCACUCCGACUCCUAUCCCCCCCCCUACCCAGAUGGUGUAAGCUCAAAUUCAUCGCUCACUGUCAUUGUUUUCUCCUGACUUUCUACACUUUCUUUUCGUCCAUCUGUUUUUUUAGUUUGUUUUCCUUUGGCCUUCACAGAGCGUUGUUGUGGGGGAGUGUUUUCCCCUCCAAAGAACCCUCUGAGCCCCAAGCACCUUUGAAGCAGCUUUUUUAGCCUGUUUGUAAGUCCCCGUUACCAUGGCAACAAAGCUCUCCUGGCUCUUUUAUUGCACACCGGGGAUUGUGGGAACUGUCCAAGGUUAUGAGGAGAGAUGAACUAAUGUUUUGCGUUCCCUGUUUAUGUCGCGGUGUUGAUUUGGACCGUUUGCCGCACCUCUCCUCCCGAUUUAGGGGUGAAUCAAACUUCAAUUCCCCUGUCCGUUACAGCGCCCCCCCCCUCUCCACCCCACCCCAACCCCCGGAGAUUUAAAUGAUGAAAUCAUCCCAAUCUUGUGGUUGAGAUUUUAAAACAUGUGGUAACACUAAGUGUUAAAAAAAAAAGAAAAAAAAAAAGAGGCACUUUUACCGUUGACAUUGUCACGCAGCACUUACUGAAAUGCCCAUUUGAAAUGGGUGGAAUUUGACUGAUUCUGAUUGGUUAAAGGAGCAAGAUGCGGAAGCACACCCAAAAAGGGAAGGUCCCCUACUUAACUUUAUGAUGUAAUUCUUUCCCCAAAAUACAUUUAUGUUUUUGCUUGAAUGUAGCUUAAAGCACCUAUUAAUAUAUAUGCACACAUUCGCACACAAUCAAACAUAUGGCCCCGUGUUACUCGACCAUUGAAGUUUUGCCUUUUACGAUGUUAACUACUCCGUGGUUUGCUGUUUGCAGCACACGGGGCUGCUGUCGCGUUGCUUUCUGAUGUUUGAGAUUUGAGAAGUGGGGCCAUGGAAAAAGGUUCGACGUCGCUCAUUUCGAGUUUGUUUUUUUCCAUUCGCAGUGUUGCCAUUUCCUUCCUUCCUGCCAUUUUCAGUGUAACCCAAAUUAUUAUUUAUUUAUUAUUAUGCAUCUGAAUGUGGUUAAGCUAGGUCAUUUUAAAGCUAAAGUAGAUCUUCGGAAUGUUCAAAAGUAGGUCAGCGUUGCACUUUUACCCUCGUGCGCAAUCUGAGUGUCUUAGUUUGUUAUGUCUGUGUGCAUACAUAGCCAAUGUGCAUUUGUUUCCCACUUGAGAGAGAACGACCGAAGUAAAAUUGCUUGAUAGGAAGACACGCCCCCUCCCCCCUUAGCUCAAAGUGAACUAAAUUACGGGGCCCGUCUGUGUGUAGUGUGGGUCAGGACUUGUAUGCAUCCAUCAUCGUGUUAGGGUGUGCCAAAGAGUCUGUUUACUUCCUUGUCUUGCCUCUGUAACAGCUGUUUACAUUGGACCUGAUGGUGGAGGAAACUCUGCACAGCUAUCGAGGUUCCCCAAGGCUCCACACCUAUCAAUGGACUGAACCGGCGGCGAUCUGCGCGCACCGCCGGGUUCCCGCCCUAGUCGGGAAAGACUCGGGGCGACUCGGAGCCGCUUCAUGGGACUCGUGUUGUUACUGUAGGGUUAGAUUAUUCCAAUUAACCACGAACACAACCAGUCAAACUCUCACGAGCGGUCAGGCCGCAGUCCAAACACAGGAGCGCACCUGACCUCGGGCUCCUGGGGGCUUGAAAGUCUGCGUUCCGUGUCUUUCUACAUUGCUUCAGAAAGUGUGUUCGCAUCGCCGUAGAACUGAAGCAAUAACUUGAGGGUCCAUGUAGGCUGAUGAACUUUUUCGAGUUUGUUCCAGUGUUUGAAACAUGACUGUUCAAUCCAAACGAUACCCCAACCCUUUUAUGGAGUAUAGAUACAUACCAUAUAACUACAUGUACUUAAGAAACUGUCGACGCUAGUAGAGCUAUCUGCAGUUCUAAUAGCAAGGUAGUUUAAAAAAAAAAAAAAAAUUAAGUGAUCUUAAUUCCUCUGGUGUGAUUUGAUUUCCAACUUUGAUCUGUCUUUUUUUAUUGCUCUGUGCAUUUCUGUAUUUGCAGUCCUGCAAGGUGAAUCUUAGAGUAUUUUUUAUUUUCUAUCCGUUCGUCUCUCCGAGCUGAAACUUCGGUGCUGGUGAGAAUCUUGCCGGUCAGCGAGCUGGCAGGCGACUGAACGUGAGGGAAACAUUGUAAUGUGAUUGUCACGUCCUGGUAUCAAAAGGACUCUAAGAAGCAGGCCUUAAAGGGGACGACCGCUUCGCGCGGCGAGAUAUGACCCUCCCUCUGCAUUCACAGAGUAGCGGACGCUGCGGGUCUGUGUGACUGCGCGAGGUGUGAACGAGGGGGCAGGUGCCAUGGAGGUUCCCCUUUUAAGAUUACCUGGAAAAGCCUCAGCCGGUGUGACCGGCCGCUUUGUGUGUACGUGUGUGAGCGAGCGAGUGUAUGAGUGUGAUGACAUGACAUGACAAUGAUGACGACGAUAAAAAAAUGCAGUCGAGGGAAGAACUGUACUGUACACAAAGGGGUAAGUUUGAAGCGAAUCAACUCCAGAACAAACAAUAAAUGUGAUUUCAAUUUCA